Fonsecaea erecta is the source of this 1284-nucleotide messenger RNA. RefSeq lists its product as hypothetical. The transcript is spliced from 2 exons. The record is from RefSeq and is a predicted model, not a curated record. Bases 1 to 1284 code for a protein of 427 amino acids. NCBI's taxonomy places the organism in Eukaryota, Fungi, Ascomycota, Eurotiomycetes, Chaetothyriales, Herpotrichiellaceae.
AUGCCUUACAAUACUCGCCGGAAAUCUCUCUCCCUGCCGUCGCUGGGCAUCCAUUUGCCCAAUGCCUCUCGCGCUCACCGCCCCGUCCUGAAGACCACAACACCACCUGCAGAGACCUCCACGUCCCCUCUGCCUCCGACAAAGAAACAGAAGCGCUCUCACGAUGGCGAUGAACCUCUAUCCCCCGUGUCGUCGCCGCGCUCCAAGGUCGGCUCACCUGCGAUCGACCUCCCGACGCCGACCACCGCACUAGCACUCGCUGCUGCCGUUGAGCAGACCCCACCCCCGUCUCCAAAGCUUGGUGCUCCGGUCCGGAAAAUCGACACGGACGGUAUCAACGAUGAUAUUGUGAUCUCUGUCAUCGAACAGUUGGAAAAGACGGGCAACCGGCCACACCUGAUCAGGGAGAUGGCAACAAUAUUGGCCUCGAGCAAUGCCAGUAUCGCUCAUUCUGCGAACCCAGCUGCAUUGCUAUCCUCGCGUCUCAGCCUCUACCUGAAGAGACCAUGGACUGCGUUGUCGCCGUGCCCGUUGGCUAAGGAACUGAUCCCGGUCCACCCACGGAAGGUGUUCUUCUUCCUCACCACGCAACCGCGAAUGCCUCUUCCUGACUCGUCAGCCGACAUCCUCCCUCCCGCCGUGAUCUCGGUCAAGAACCUGACCCCUAGCGUGUCAGAUCACAGCCUGAAUGAAGAUGAUCUGGAUCAACGAGACCGUGCUCGACUAUCUCCCAGUCCGGAGGUGGAACUGUACUCUCCUGACCUGGAUCAGGAUGAUCCCAUGCAGCCUCCGACCCCCGGCGCCCACCUCAGCGCCAGGAGCAGCCUCAAUCCGGACGGUACGCCUGAUAUUCGGCGUAGCACCAACCGGGCUCAAAGUCCUCCACUGGAAGAGGACGAACGUGGCUUCACUGAGACGGCCACUGCAGUGCGCGUCCGCGGUAUGAGUCUACACAAUCCCACCGUUCAAGCAUCAAUUGAGGUUGAUGAAAAGCCUCCCGCAGUCCCGGUGUCAGAAGAGACCCCAGAACAGCGCCAAAAACGUGAUCGAGAGCUCGGGUUGGCCCUCUUUGGCCAGUCUGAUCAAACUCUCCACGUGCCGGAACAGAAGCUGUUUUCGAGCAGCCCCAUCAUGCAGGCCAAACCCGAUCAUCAGGCCCCAGUGCCCAAGACGAGCUUGGUCCUUGAUCUGGAUGAAAUCGAGAUGGGAGUGGCUUCCUGGAGCAUGAUGAGUCCCGAGCAAAUUGAAGUUGAAGAACUGGACGAGAUGUUCAUGGGUUUCUAA